Messenger RNA from Anthonomus grandis grandis, 972 nucleotides. RefSeq names its product serine protease HTRA1-like. The record is from RefSeq and is a predicted model, not a curated record. The coding region runs from base 640 to 948 and encodes 102 amino acids. The transcript has 3 exons. Lineage: Eukaryota; Metazoa; Arthropoda; Insecta; Coleoptera; Curculionidae.
AAGAAAUUAAAUUGCCCAAAGUACUGCUCUGCUUUUCAAGUUCCGUUCUCAUACUUUUAAGUUCUACUUGUUACUAAUCAAAUUUAUUAUCAAUUUGACGGACAUGAAGUGGCAAACGACUUAAAAAAAAUAAAUGUUCGAGUACCACCCUGGAAGUUUAUAUUCUAUUUUUAGAUAAAAAUAGCUUGGAAUAUCCAUUAAAUAGAAAAAAAAAAUAACAAAAUUUAAAGUACAGUACCCUUUCAACUCCGCCUCUGUCCUUGCCACCCUCGCCAUAUAAAUGUACUGUUUUACGUGCAAUGAAAUAUGCGCAGUAAUUUUUUUUUGGUUAAUUAAAAACUAUUUGAUUGCAACAUUCCAUAAAAUUCUAAAUACUCUCCUGAAAAAUGAGAAUUUCCCUCUGAAAAAGAAAUUCAAAGAAAUCCUAGUACCGCUCUGCCCUUUAAGAUCUGUCUUUAUACGCCCAUGCAGGUGCAAUCUAAAGCAACAGGACCGCCCUUGAAUAUUUAAAUAAUUAAUUGGUACUUUUAAAAAUGUUAGUUAACUUUUUACUAUCGCUAAUACGCUUUUAAUUUAACUUUUAUCGUAUCUGCGUGUAAAUUGGUAAAAAAUUACCCCAAUUUAGUUUAUAAAAAAAAAAUGUCGCAAUAUACCGUCGAUAUGCUUUGCAAGAUGUACUAUUUUUGUACAAUUUUGGCCAUAAUCUGUGCCCACGCGUCUGCGCAAAUCGGUUGUCCAAAGUGCGAUCCAGCCAAGUGUAAACAUGUGUAUAGAUGCCCUCGUCAUUUGGUGCUGGGCGUAGCCAAUUGUGGUUGUUGCACUUCAUGUGUUAUACCCGAAGGUGGAAGUUGCUUCACUACACCUACAGGAUAUCGUGAAGGUGCGUGUGAGCAGGGCCUCACGUGCUGCGAAGGCAAGUGUAUGUUAAUAUGUAAACCUGAUAAUUAAUUAUUAUUAAACAUUUUAAUUGAA